AUGACCUGCCAACCGCAAUCCCUACUUUCAGCUAGAUCAAGGUUGAGUUUGACUCAACAACAUAUUUGUCCCAAUCGAUUAAUAUCGAGUUCUUCUUCCUUGAAGAUAGAAUCCCGUGAUCAAGGAACAAAGUUCACUGGUGAUUACAAGAAGUAUGCUGUCAGGGACAACCAAGUCAUGUCUUAUUUCCAUGACGUACCGCUUGAUUUGGAUUUAGAGUCCAAGACUGCAAACAUGAUUGUGGAAAUACCUCGUUGGACCAACGCCAAAUUCGAAAUCGAUACCAAAGCAGUUGGUAAUCCUAUUGUACAAGACACCAAAAAGGGACAAGUAAGAUUCGUUAAGAAUUUGUUUCCUCACCAUGGAUAUAUUCAUAAUUAUGGGGCUUUCCCACAAACUUGGGAAGACCCCAACACUGCCCAUGAAGAAUUAGGGGAUAUCUUUGGAGACAACGAUCCUUUGGAUGUUUGUGAGAUUGGGUCUAAUAUCAUUCAAACCGGAGAAGUGAAAAAAGUUAAAAUAUUGGGUUCUAUAGCCUUGAUUGAUGAUGGGGAGCUUGAUUGGAAGGUAAUUGUCGUUGACGUUCAUGACCCUCUCAGUAAUGAAGUAUUGGAUAUCCAUGACGUUUUUGUCAAAUGCCCUGGUUUGUUGGAGACCACUAGACAAUGGUUCAGAGACUAUAAGAAACCUGACGGUAAACCAGCCAAUAAAUUUGCAUUCAACGGAGCCUAUAAAAACCAAGAGGAAACUUUGGCUAUCAUACAGGAGUGUAACCGGGUCUGGGGUAAACUCAUAAGCGGUGAAGUCAAAGGAGAUGGCUUACCUGUGAUUGAAAAUUCAACCAUUUCCCAACUGCCAGGUUUUCUAGAUUCUGGUUUCAAUACUGCCAAACUCUUGAACAACCCUGUUCAACCAGACGCACCAAUUCCUAGUGAGAUCCACAAGCCUUAUUUCUGUACUACUGAUUGA
Hyphopichia burtonii NRRL Y-1933 is the source of this 969-nucleotide messenger RNA. RefSeq names its product inorganic diphosphatase. Gene Ontology annotation, biological process: phosphate-containing compound metabolic process. The transcript has a single exon. NCBI's taxonomy places the organism in Eukaryota, Fungi, Ascomycota, Pichiomycetes, Serinales, Debaryomycetaceae. The record is from RefSeq and is a predicted model, not a curated record. Gene Ontology annotation, cellular component: nucleus; cytoplasm. Bases 1 to 969 code for a protein of 322 amino acids. Gene Ontology annotation, molecular function: magnesium ion binding; inorganic diphosphate phosphatase activity.